AUGUGCCGGUCGAGCUACUUAUCUAUCAAUUGCCUCGAACUGACAUUUGGGGGCUUCUUAUGCGUGUUUGGCAACAGCUCUCCCAUUCCCGGCCGCGUAUCCCAUAGUGGCUGUCAUGUAUGGCACUGUCGGACGCGUCCCGACUGCCCAUCCCUUCCGGCAAAAGAUCACGUCGUCGUAAAUCUGGCCGUAAGGAGCAGUCAAACCGAUACUGAUUUCAUCGGCCCUUCAUUUAUAUUCUACGAUUGCAGUCCUCAUAAAAUGUAA
Molecule: messenger RNA, 267 nt
Organism: Medioppia subpectinata
Lineage: Eukaryota; Metazoa; Arthropoda; Arachnida; Sarcoptiformes; Oppiidae
Source: the annotation of a GenBank genome assembly